GCCAAUAAGAGAUCUCCAUCUACUGAAAAACUCGAACAGGGAACUUCUGCUUUCAAUAAACAAACGUCUGUGUCACCUGCAGGUCUUCAAAAUUCUGUUGCCAAAAGAAAAAUGGAAAAGAAGAGAAGUUCAUCUUUAAAUAGAAGAGAUAGCAAACUACAUUCAUCUACUGAAACAGAACCAGGAGAAGAAAAGCCAGCUCAUCGCUCGUAUAUUGGUUCUCAAGAGAAUAAUUUAAUCAGUCGCCUGCUCAUCCCAACAAAAGCAUCAUUAGCCAGAAGCAAAAGUGCUGCUUCAUUAUCCAUCCCUGGAAAAAAUAUUCCAGCCAUUAACAAUCACAUGCUCCAGCAUAUAAAUGUGCCCUCUCGUAGCUAUAGCAGUGAUCAAUUGAAGACUACUGUCACGUUUCCCAAGUCAACAGUGAAAAUGCCUCAAACAAAAUUUGCAAUGGCUCCUCAGGAAAAAGUAGAGACACCCCUCAAGGCAAGUGUGGAAGUACCCCUAAAGGUGAAUGUGGAAGCAUCCCCUGAGGCAAGUGUGGAAGCGCUCCCUGAGGUGGGCAGGGAAGCAUCCCCUGAGGUGAAUGUGGAAGCGCCCCCUGAAGCAAGUGUGGAAGUGUACCAUGAGACAAUAGUAGAAGUGACUCCCAAGGCAAGCAUGCACUCCUCCCCUGAGACGAGUGAGGACUCAUCCCCCUUGGUGAGUGUCAAUGUGUCCCCAGUGGUAAGUACAGAUGACUCCCUGGAGGCAAGCAUGGACACAUCUCCUGAGGCGAGUGUGGACACAUCCCCUGAAGCAAGCCUGGAAGUGCCACCAGAGGAGAGCGCUGAAGCAUCCCCUGAGAUGAUGAUAGAAGUGAACCCCAAGGUGAUGGUAGAAUUAAACCCUGACGUGAUGGUGGAAGCACCUCCUGAGGCAAGCGUGGAAGUGCCCCCCAAGGCAUUCCCUGAGUUUAGCAUGGAAGCAUCUCCGAAGGCGAAGAAUUCAGAAAUGGACAAACAGACCUCAAAUUCCAUUACCAAGAAGUGCCCAUCAUCGUACAUACCAUGUUAUAAAUGGUCAUCAUCUCCUGCAAGUGGGUGUCAUCCACCUUCUCCUGUUAGCACUAAGCAAAUCCAAAAGAACCGACCCCCGUCACCUUCAUCAGUUGUUUCAAAACCAUCAUCACAGGCUUCUCUUUCCAGUAAAAUAAUACCUGUUCAGCGUACCCCAGUUGUUCAAAAUACAUUGGGUACUGUCAAAAAAAAGAGGGAAGCAGUUUCUAAAACUACUAACAAAUGUGAACCUUUGAGCCAAAGACAUAUAAUCUAUGAAGAGUCUGGUAAUAAAAGCACACCAGGGACUAUGAAUGCUGAGGAGGCAACAAAAAUUUUGGCAGAAAGACGCCGCCUUGUUCGGGAACAAAGAGAAAAAGAGGAAGAAGAAAGGCUCCGGCAAGAAAUGGAGCCAAGUGAGUCUUUGCCGGAAGGACUUCCUGUGGAGGGAGCAAAUCUCAUGUACAGUUGUGUGCAUUCGAACUCAAGCGAAAGGUUUCUUCCUCCUCCAUCUUGUGGCCCAUUUUAUGUUGGGCCCUAUAAUGUAAACCUCCGUCCACUGGCUGCAAGUGUCAUUAGGGAAAUCAAAGAUGUGGCUGAGAAAGCAGUUGAAGGCCAAGCUGAAGAGUUCUCGAAACUUGAAGAUGAGCAAACACAAAAGGAUACUAAAAAGAAGAAAGGAUGUCAGGAUCAAGAAGACCAAGAAGUACUGCUGCAGAAAAGGGACACCAAAAUAAAGGCUCAAGAGGAAGCCAACAAACGCAAGAAGGAACAUGAGAGAAUUAUGUUACAAAAUUUACAAGAAAGAUUAGAAAGAAAAAAGAGAAUUGAGGAAAUUAUGAAGCGGACGAGAAAGACAGAUGUGAAUGCCUCAAAGGCUGCACAAACAUUUGGCAAUGACACAUACGAGGAGGAUGAAGCUGACGAUGAGGAUGAGUCUGAAAGUGAUGAGGACUCUCUUGAUGAAAUGUUUCCAUCAGCCAUGCAAAAUGGCAGAGAUUCACCUACCAAACUCAAAGCCAAGAAAAUGUCACACAAACUGGUGUUUCUAGAAGCCAAUACUGGCCAGGUUCGUAAAGAGCCAAAAAUGUUUUUUAAUGGCGAUUUGAAAACCUUCAAACAAAAAAGCACGAAAGACCCUUUGACACAGAUAAAAGCUUCAAGACCAUCUACCAAAAGAACCAGACGCACAGCAAAAACUGGAAAAGUAAAUGGAUCCAACACCACCACCAGAUCUUCCCUGAGUUUGAAUUCAAAGCAGGAGUGGAUCUGUGACAAGAUGAUGGACAUCAGAAGUCACCCAGAAACAUCUGUAUCACAUAUCCCUCCUGACAGCCAGAAACACAAUCUGAAGGAUUCCAUGACAUUUUGCCGAAGUUCCCAGACACCUUUAGGUGACAAGAGAAGAAGCAAACCUGUUUCUCCCGAUUCGGAUGAGUAACCUUUCUGCAGCCUGGGAGAUUAAUACACCUUCCGCUAAGGAUAGCUCAACCCCCAGGUCUAUCCUCCAAAAUUUUCCUGCUUCCAACUUUAACCUGGCAGAGGAAAUGACCAUCAAACAAAAAAAAAAAAGGAAAACAUCAAAAGGUCACCUUGACAUAUAUCUCAGAAGAUGUUCAUAUAUCUUAUUCUCUUAUGUCCACACAAGAGUUCUGAGUAAACAUUCAUUUUUGUUUUCCUUAAAAAAUCA
This is a messenger RNA of Microcebus murinus (gray mouse lemur), 2724 nucleotides long. Lineage: Eukaryota; Metazoa; Chordata; Mammalia; Primates; Cheirogaleidae. The record is from RefSeq and is a predicted model, not a curated record.